Messenger RNA from Monomorium pharaonis (pharaoh ant), 1197 nucleotides. RefSeq lists its product as uncharacterized. The record is from RefSeq and is a predicted model, not a curated record. The transcript has a single exon. The coding region runs from base 1 to 1197 and encodes 398 amino acids. NCBI's taxonomy places the organism in Eukaryota, Metazoa, Arthropoda, Insecta, Hymenoptera, Formicidae.
AUGACUAGCAUUUUAAACGUUGAGGACGAGCCGAUCUUUGACGAUCGCAUCGUCAAGAUCAAGACUCACACGUACAAUCCGUUCGCCAACACGACGUUUGAACAUAGCGACGAGAUAAGAAUACCUAUACAACAGCAAGAUUUGUACACGUUACCAUCUGAAAGUUUUCUAUACAUUGAAGGAAAACUUACGAUAAAAAGACCAGUUGCGGAGUCUGAUGUGACAUUGGGAAAUAAUUGUAUCGCAUUCAUGUUCGAUGAGAUUCGAUACGAGCUCGACGGUGUAGAGAUUGAUCGCAACAGAAACGUCGGAAUAACCAGCACCCUUAAGAACUAUGUAACUAUGUCAUCCAACAGAAUUAUGAUGGCGAGUAACGCCGGCUGGGAACCGUGGAAUCAUCUAAAUGAAUAUUUUAAUUUUUGCCUACCGCUCAACAUGUUACUGGGAUUUUGCGAAGAUUACAGACGCGUGGUAAUUAACGCUCGUCACGAGUUGAUCUUAAUACGCGCGCGCAACGACAAUUGUUUAGUUGGUGAACCGGCGAGAGAGCCUGAAAUUGAAUUAUUCAAAGUACAGUGGCGAAUGCCGCACGUGCUGCUGAAUGAGGUAAAUAAACUGUCGAUGCUGCGUGCUCUGAAAAGCGGGCGAUACCUGAGCAUGGCUUUUCGUUCAUGGGAUCUUUAUGAGUUUCCACUAUUACAACGCACAACCAAACAUUCGUGGGCCAUUAAGACCGCUACUCAGCUUGAAAAGCCGCAGUAUAUCAUUUUCGCUCUGCAGGCUGGUCGGAAGAACGUCAUGCUCGAGGACGCGAGCCGAUUCGAUCAUUGCAAACUGACGAACGUAAAACUGUAUCUAAACUCGAAAUGUUAUCCGUACGACGAUAUGAAUCUGGAUUUCGAUAAAAACAGAUGGUCAAUUCUUUACGACGUGUACGUACGUUUCUGUAAAACCUAUUACGGAUAUGAUUAUCUCGAGCCGAAUCAAACUGUCGCAAAUUUUCGGCAUAAAAGUCCGUUCGUGAUUAUCGAUUGCUCUCGACAAAAUGAAUCGGUCAAGAGCGCAACCGUGGACGUGCGCUUAGAGUUUGAAUGCAAAAAGAACAUGCCCGCGAGCACUACCGCGUACUGUCUCAUCAUACACGAUCGCGUGGUUCAGUACAACCUGUUGACCAACGUUGUGCCCAAGAUUACCUAA